GCGGCCACGGGCUCUGUGUCGAACCCGGAUCACGUGAUUCCAUGAUGCUUCUGCUGCAAGGAUGUAGCCUUCAGCUGGACGAAUUUGACAGCUAUGACUUGAGGUGCUUACACAAAUUUCAAGAUGUCUGAACAUGGAGAUGGGGAUGGAGAGGCGAGCUCAUCUGCCGGUUUCAGACCAUCAUUUGCUGUGGGCAGAGGACUGCCUGGCCGAGUAUCACUGAAUCCCCCUCCACCAGGCAGACUGACCUCUUUGCGCUCCAGAGAUCUCACCCUGGGUGGAUAUAAAAAGAAAACUUUUGUACCAAAUGUUCACUCUGUUCGUAAAAAUAAAGAUGAGUUACAGGAGGGGUCUCGCACUGCACCAAAGAAAGAGAGAAGAGACAGAGAAGACAGACAUAGAGAGAGAAGGCGACGAGAAAAACCUCAGACUAUUCAGUCUCACUCCAUCUUUGAGCAGGGUCCUGCAGACACCUACAGGAAACCAGGUAAUUGGGGCAGUACUAACCUGAAUGACUGUGAUCCUGCACUUGUCACAAAAUGCAUUAAAAAGGAAAAGAACAAUACUGAGGAUGAUGAUAAUGAAAUUUUACAAAAACUCCAACGAGAUGAUUUUUUGGAUGAUCCUGGAUUAAAAAAUGAUCCCAAGCAAAGACCAAUCAGACUUCCACUCCAUCAGUCAUACACCUUUUUGUCAACAGAGGCAGCUAGUUCAUUUAAAGAGACCCCAUCUGAUAAUGCACUGAAAUCACCCAGAGCUGAGCAGAAAUACCCACUGCCAUUGAGGGGAACGUCUGCAUUCCCGCAACAACCAACUGUUGGAGAACUUUUCCAGCAGCUAAGUGUUUCAGAUCAGGAAGAACUGCUGUUUAUUCAGCUUCCUGAUACCAUACCUGGUCAACCUAAAACCUCAAGCCCAGAGAAAACCAAAAAGGACAACAAAACUGAAGACAAGCGCUCAUCACAAAUUAAAACUCUGGAUCAGCCUGAUAAAGCUGCUGUACCUUUGCUGUCUGACUUCUCAGAGGGUCUGAUUGGAAAACUGCAAAUUAGAAAGUCUGGUAAAGUCCAGCUGGUCAUGGGAAAUGUUACAUUAGAUGUCUCAGAAGGAGCGGCCUUCUCUUUCCUACAGCAACUUGUUUGUGUGCGGCUGUCAGAGGGCCUCACCGGGGACAUGACUGUGCUGGGAAACAUCACACACAAGCUGGUGUGUUCACCUGAUUUUGAGACUUUACUGCAAGAAGCCAAAUUGCCAUCUGAUCUCUCCUCAGCUUCAAAGUCCUGAUUUUAUCCCACAAGAGUAUUUAAAAUAAUAAUGUAAAUAACUGUUUUUAAAUGUAAAAGUUUUCAAUGUGAGGUUUUGUACAAAGUACUGACAAUUAUAAGUCUAUAUUUAGCCUAAAUCUGAGGCCACUUGAUUUGCAUUUACAAGGGAUAGUUCACCUAAAAAUGAAAGUUUUGUCAUGUUUCAUUAUUUAAUUGUGCUUAUUUAUUUCUGCUUCUUAAAAUAUCUGAAUGUUUUAAGGCCUGUUCACACCAAUGACUAUAAUGAUAAAGAUACACAGAAUCCAUCUUGCUUUAAAGAGCUUGAGUAUUUAAAGUGGCAGACGACAAAACUGCAGCUUGUUUAUAACAAAGAGAAUGUUUUAAUUCGUGAUUGUGGACACUAAUAUAGUUAUCGUUCUUGGUGUGAACAGGCCUUUACAGAAAAGUCAUACAGGUUUGGAAAGUGACGUCAAGUAAACGACUCAGUUUUCACUUUGGGGUGAACUAUUCCAUUUAACCUUAGAAAGCACACUUAUGAUGUUUUAAAAGUUUUCAUUAAAUUGUAAAGUAUUCUGUUGUAAAUACCUUCUGUUGCUUUUAUAUAAAAUGUAAAUGUUUAUUUUGUAAGUAAAGACAUACAAAACAU
This is a messenger RNA of Megalobrama amblycephala (Wuchang bream), 1911 nucleotides long. RefSeq lists its product as uncharacterized. The transcript is spliced from 10 exons. Gene Ontology annotation, molecular function: DNA binding. Gene Ontology annotation, biological process: transcription by RNA polymerase III. Bases 124 to 1284 code for a protein of 386 amino acids. The record is from RefSeq and is a predicted model, not a curated record. NCBI's taxonomy places the organism in Eukaryota, Metazoa, Chordata, Actinopteri, Cypriniformes, Xenocyprididae. Gene Ontology annotation, cellular component: RNA polymerase III complex.